AUGAAAAACACUUGGACGAGAGCGAUGCAUGCUCUAGUCCUCGCCUCGAUUUGCGUACAAGUCUUGGCGCCGGUUUCUGUGUCGGCAUUCUCCUUUACGUCUUGGUUCGGCAACAACAACAACGACGACGACAACUCAAGAGGUCAACAAGGCGCAGGAAGCAACACCGAAGCUAACCUCUCCAAUGGCACAGAUCUCAAACCGUAGCAGCCUCUCUUGGAUGCCGAGGCAUGGUUCCUCACUGAGCAGGAAAUUACCGAGUCGCGGGGCGGAAUCCCGCGUAGCGAUAUGUCGGUUUACACGACUGGUAACAAGGUGACGUCCUAUACAGUGACGAAUGAGUUCUACAACGCCGUCUACGACGAUUUGAGCACGACCAAGGAGGGAGACCGAGUCAUGUUAGCCACAUGGCUCGCAGCUGUCGUCCCGCUCAAGCCCGAUGUCGACCCUACAGGCGCCAAGUCCGGUUUCAAGGAAUUUUUCGCUGGCAUUGUGGAGAGAGGAGGGGACGCCAACAUAUUGGGCUGGGCGAGCAUUGCAGGCGGAUACAUGCCCUACAACAUCAAGGCGCACGACGCCAUCAACAGCAUCCCAAAGUCGCCGAACAAUGGAGCCAAGGCCCAGUACAUUUUCGAUGACCGCGUCAACUUGAUCGCUUCGCACCACCAAAAGACGCUGGUGAUCGCUGCGAACAUUUCAAAAGACGAAGACGAUCAGCCGGUGGCGUAUGUGGGCGGGAUUGACCUCGCCAACGAUCGAUGGGACACCAUUUACCACAACAACGCAGCCAUCCGUGACGCGGCAAACAUCACGUGCCAACAUAAGGGCUGGGUAGAUGGAUCCCUUCGCAUCCACGGUCCUGCUGCCAAAGACGUGGCCAACAAUUUCUUGGCACGAUGGAAUUCGGAUUAUUUACCUUGUCGAGGAUUGGACGACGAUCUUCUUGGCUUCAAGAACCCACUGUACGAAGAUCUCACUAGCAGCAACACGACAUCCAAACUCGGCAACCAGAGCAUCCAAAUCACGCGAAAUUUGAGCUGCAAGUAUAAACAUUACAAGGAGUUUGCACCAAAAGGUGAAAUUUCGCUGUUUAAAGCACGCCUCAAAGCCAUCAAGAACGCCAAGAACUUCAUCUACGUCGAGGACCAGUAUUUCGUCCUGGUGCCAGAGCUGCUUGAUGCGUUGAUGGAGGUGAUGCCGAAGAUCCAACGCCUGAUCGUGGUGACGAAGGAGCAGACGAAUGCCUUCUCAAAUGCAGGGUACAUCAAGUACCUGUACCAAAACGUCGAGCCUAUCCGAUCCAAGUACCCGAACAAGUUCAAGAUCUACACCACCAAAGCAGAGCUGGGCCUCUGCAUCCACACCAAACUUGUCAUCAUCGACGACGUGUACCUGUCCAUCGGGUCGGCGAACUGGAAUCGCCGUAGUAUGACGGCCGACUCGGAGCUCAACGCAGAUGUCGUGGACGGUGACACGGUUGAGUCGCCUGAAGGAGUGACUGUGGGCAAGUUGCCUCGAGAUUUCCGUAUCCGCAAGUUUGUGGAGAUGACGGGGCUGAACUAUGAAGAGCUGGAUGCUAUGACUUUCGUUGCGGCAGCGGACCAGUUUGCGCUCGCUGCUACCAAGGAGUCGACAAUCCUGGCCACUAACGUUGUCAAGCAUCACUCGUACUUUUUUGCCAUUACAGAAGCAAUGAGGAAGCUAUCGGAUCCGGAGUUUACUUGCAGCUCAGACAGAUAG
Messenger RNA from Phytophthora sojae, 1740 nucleotides. RefSeq names its product phospholipase D-like protein. Gene Ontology annotation, biological process: phospholipid catabolic process. Gene Ontology annotation, molecular function: D-type glycerophospholipase activity. Lineage: Eukaryota; Oomycota; Peronosporomycetes; Peronosporales; Peronosporaceae. The coding region runs from base 289 to 1740 and encodes 483 amino acids. Gene Ontology annotation, cellular component: plasma membrane. The record is from RefSeq and is a predicted model, not a curated record. The transcript has a single exon.